Molecule: messenger RNA, 1020 nt
Organism: Octopus sinensis (East Asian common octopus)
Lineage: Eukaryota; Metazoa; Mollusca; Cephalopoda; Octopoda; Octopodidae
Product: rRNA-processing protein FCF1 homolog
Exons: 8
Coding region: 344-940 (198 amino acids)
Cellular component (GO): small-subunit processome; nucleolus
Source: RefSeq, a predicted model, not a curated record
AAACAAAUACCUUUGUUGAUGUUUCACAGCAUUUUCGUUGCAGUAAAUUAAUGGACGUCGUUAAUAAAAGUGGAAGCGAAAUUAGGCGGCGACUUCGGAAAUAAAUGUUAGACGUCAGGUGCGAGUGUUCCAAGCACCUGCCACCAAUUAAACCAUGCCAAUUACAUCGGCUGCUCGAGGCUGGCAAUGUCAAUUACCGCCCUUGUUUCGCAGAACUUUCCCAACUCUUCUGCGUGGAGAUGGAAAAGAAGUUAAGAAAAGCAACCGUGUCGUGCUUUAAUUAGAGUGGAACUCUUUUGUGACAGAAAUUAAUUAAGGACUUCUUUGAAAUAUUACAACCAAGAUGGCGAAAACAAAAUCAGGAAGUAACAAGAAAUUUGCUUCAAUGAAACGGAUGAUAAGUUUGAAAGAUGCUCGGAUAAAACAUAAUCAACAAAAACCUAAAAAAAAGAAAAUCGACAAAAGUGAUAUAAUUGUUCGAGAUGCACCACAGACCUCUUCUGCAUUAUUUUUCACUUACAACACCCAGUUGGGUCCACCCUAUCGGGUUCUGCUAGACACAAAUUUCAUACAUUUCUCAGUCAAGAACAAAGUGGACCUUUUCAAAGGUCUCAUGGAUUGUCUUUAUGCUAAAUGUAUACCAUAUGUGACAGAUUGUGUGUUUGGAGAAUUAGAAAAACUUGGCAGCAAAUUCAGAGUUGCCUUAAAAAUCCUAAAAGAUUCCCGCAUUGAACGGUUGUCAUGUCUCCACAAAGGUACCUACGCUGAUGACUGUUUGGUACAACACGUGACUCAGCACAAAUGUUAUAUUGUUGGUACAUGUGAUAAAGACUUAAAACGGCGCAUUCGCAAAAUCCCUGGAGUUCCUAUAAUGUUCUUGCGGAAAGGAGGAUAUUCAAUAGAAAGAAUGCCAGAUGCCUACGGAGCUCCACGGGUUUGAAAGACUGGGUGGUGAGUGCGAGAGAGCGGCUUUAUUAUUGUUAAUAAAUAAUGUUUAUAAACAACACCAUGUAUUCUCAU